This is a messenger RNA of Oryzias melastigma (Indian medaka), 1966 nucleotides long. Its product is annotated as guanine nucleotide-binding protein subunit beta-5a. The coding region runs from base 255 to 1010 and encodes 251 amino acids. The transcript is spliced from 9 exons. Lineage: Eukaryota; Metazoa; Chordata; Actinopteri; Beloniformes; Adrianichthyidae. Gene Ontology annotation, cellular component: cytoplasm; heterotrimeric G-protein complex. Gene Ontology annotation, biological process: G protein-coupled receptor signaling pathway; G protein-coupled dopamine receptor signaling pathway. Gene Ontology annotation, molecular function: protein binding; signaling receptor complex adaptor activity. The record is from RefSeq and is a predicted model, not a curated record.
AUGGGUGAAACUUCCGGUAGACGCCGGUACAACUGUUGAGCCACAGCGCAAUUCCUUUUGUUUUGGAUCUAUAACUACAUAUAAAUGUGGAAAAAACAGCUGCCAUGUCUUAAAAGAGGCGACGUAACAAUUCCGGUGCCUGCUAAAAUUGAGGGAUUGGAGGAUGACCUUAAAAACAUAACAUUUAGUAGCAUUUUUAGCUACUGUUUUUAGCUACUUUCUCAAUUCAGCUGCGGCAGGAGCAUGCUGUGACAAUGCCUUGCACCUGGGUGAUGGCCUGCGGGUACGCCCCCUCCGGCUGUGCCGUAGCCUGUGGGGGUCUGGACAAUAAAUGCUCAGUGUAUCCUCUGUCUCUGGACAAGACUGAGACCUUGGCAGCAAAGAAGAAGUCGGUGGCCAUGCACACAAACUACCUGUCUGCCUGCAGCUUCACUAAUUCAGACAUGCAGAUCCUGACCACCAGUGGGGACAGGACGUGUGCAUUAUGGGAUGUUGAGAGCGGGCAGCCGUUGCAGAGUUUCCAUGGACACGCCGCAGACAUGCUCUGUCUGGACCUGGCCCCCUCCGAGACCGGGAACACGUUCGUUUCAGGGGGCUGCUAUAAGAAGGCCAACGUGUGGGACAUGCGCUCAGGGCAAUGCAUCCAGUCCUUUGAAACGCAUGAGUCAGACAUAAACAGUGUGCGAUACUAUCCCAGUGGAGAUGCUUUUGCAUCCAGCUCAGAUGAUGCCACUUGCCGCCUGUAUGAUUUAAGGGCAGACAGAGAAGUGGCUAUUUACUCCAAGGAGAGCAUCAUAUUUGGAGUCUCCAGUGUUGAUUUCUCCCUCAGCAGCCGGCUACUAUUUGGAGGCUACAACGACUACACCAUUAAUGUCUGGGACGUUCUAAAAGGAACACGAGUCUCUUUUCUGUUUGGGCACGAGAACCGUGUCAGCACACUGCUCGUCUCUCCCGACGGGACGGCCUUCUGCACAGGAUCCUGGGACCACACUCUUCGGAUCUGGGCCUAAGCAUCUGAACACCAAGAACUAAAAAGCAGACAAACCUAAAGGGCCAGUUACUUUUCUGUUUGCUCAGGUUCAAACACAAGCUGAGAUUUGGUUGUACAUUUAGCAUAUCAUUAGCACUGUAUAUACUCUGGUUUGGUGGCAAAGAUAGAUUUACAUAUUUGAAGGUGUAAUUAAACCAAAAAAAGCACGCUUGCAUAACACACGACUAAAAGAGAACUGCACAGAAGUAUGUAUGGUUUCAAUAUACAAUGUAGAAAGCAUUUUGCAAAAAAAAUAUUGGUGGUAGUACCUUGCAUUGGCCUAGGGUAGAAGUGACACAAUAAAGUGGUGUAUUGUAUGUGUGCACAUAAAGGAAAAUGUUUGUUUAUUUAUUCAUUUUUAUGGGUGAUGAUAGAAAAUGGAGUCUGAAGAUUAAUUUUAAAAAGAUAUAAAAUAAUCUAUUUAACUAGACUGAAAGGAGAGGGGGGUGGGUGAUAGAGAAAAUAGCAAGAAUGGCUUAAAGAAAUACAUAUUAUUUAGUCUUGUCGGGAUGUUUACAUAUUUAAUUGGUUAGAAGUAAUUGGCUAGAAAACGUGCAUUGGCAUGAAAUUCUUUGGGGCAGAGUUACAAUUCUAAAGUCAGUGCAACAAUUUUGCCAUGUGGAGUCAAAGUGAUUAUAAACAUCAGAGCAUGUCCUUUACAAAGUAAUAAUAUUGAUAAAGCUAUACAUUGUUUUUUACCCCUGAGACGUGUUUUUCCAGGUAUGGAGGUAGCUUAGAAUUCACAUGUUUUUGGUCCCUUUCUAAGAAUCUGUCACUGAUAAAAUUUGAAUGUGCUCCUUUUGACACAGUCGGAACAAACGCCAUGGCUGUUGUUUCAUAUUAACUGUAAUUACUUUAUUAUAGUUUAGUGUACAGACAUUCAAGGGACUGUUAAUCUGAAUACUACAAACAUAAUAAACUCUGUUUGAAAUAUCA